Messenger RNA from Liolophura sinensis, 2884 nucleotides. Its product is annotated as potassium voltage-gated channel subfamily H member 7-like. Gene Ontology annotation, molecular function: inward rectifier potassium channel activity. NCBI's taxonomy places the organism in Eukaryota, Metazoa, Mollusca, Polyplacophora, Chitonida, Chitonidae. Gene Ontology annotation, cellular component: plasma membrane. The transcript is spliced from 13 exons. The record is from RefSeq and is a predicted model, not a curated record. Bases 118 to 2727 code for a protein of 869 amino acids. Gene Ontology annotation, biological process: potassium ion transmembrane transport; regulation of membrane potential.
GUGGAUUACAGCAGAUUAUAACAGAUUAUACCUGCCUGAUACGGCACUGUGUCAUUCCACAUUUGGAUUUACCAUUGGAUUCAAAUUUCAAAUACAGCUGAAGAGAAGUUGAAGUAGAUGUUUGCCUCACACCGAGACCUUGACAAGCCCAAAAUGGAGCACUCAAAGUCAGCGAACACUCUGAACGGAGAGGCUCAAGGGGACGGCAAGCGUGAACUCAAAGGUGGAACAAGAGCUCUUCUCAUCCAGAAGGCGAAGAACAAAAUAAUCAUGCUAAAGGUGCUCAGAGAUUUGAAGAGCAAAGGAUCCAAUUUCCGACCGAUCUCAGAUGAAGCUGCCAGAAAACGUAUUGCCAAAGACAAGUCUACGGACAGUAUCAAGACAAACACAACCAGUAACAAAGAUGAAGAACUGUCAGCGGCGGAAGAAGGAACGGCUCCACCCUCAAAACUCGGAUCCAAACCGAAAUUCAUCAUACUCCACUAUUCGCCUUUUAAAGCCGUUUGGGAUUGGAUUAUCCUGUUCCUGGUUUUAUAUACAGCUGUGUUUACGCCCUAUUCGGUGGCCUUCUUGUUGAAUGAAGAAGAAAUCAAAAUGAAGUUGAAUCGCGAGAGUAGCACGAGGAACAAGCACGCUGAGACCAGUCGGGCAGAUCCUCUGGUGAUCAUAGACCUCAUUGUGGACAUCAUGUUCAUUGUGGAUAUUUUGAUCAACUUUCGAACCACAUACGUCCACAUGGGAGAGGUUGUGGCCGACCCUCAGAAAAUCGCCAUUCAUUAUGUGAAAGGCUGGUUUGUGAUUGAUACCAUUGCUGCGAUACCAUUCGAUCUGCUCCUGUUCGGCUCGGGAACCAGUGACACAAUGACAGCUACGGGAGUGUUGAAAACCGCCAGAUUGUUACGACUUCUCCGUGUCUUGCGCAGACUUGACCAGUACUCAGAGUACGGAGCGGCGGUCCUGCUACUUUUAAUGGUGUCCUUCACGCUGAUUGGUCACUGGCUGGCCUGCAUAUUUUACGCUAUAGCCAAUGUGGAGAGACUUCACUUGCACGCGAAGAUUGGUUGGUUAGACACCUUGGCCGAUCAAGUGGGACAUCCUUACAUGGCGAACGAUUCAUUGAGCGGUCCAACGAUACGAUCAAAGUACAUUACGUCACUGUAUUUCACGUUUACGACACUGACAAGUAUUGGCUUCGGAAAUAUAGCCCCUAAUACAAAUGCUGAAAAAAUCUUCGCCAUCUUCGCUAUGAUGCUGGGGUCUCUACUCAGCGCCGCCAUCUUCGGAAACGUUUCUUCCAUCAUGUUAAGGUUGUACCAAGGGACCGACGAAUACCACGAAAAGUCUCAAAGCAUUAAAGAGUUCAUCAAUUUUCACCACAUUCCCAAAUCCCUCGCCAAUCGACUUUACGAAUCAUUCCAGCACGCAUGGUCCUAUACAAACGGUAUAGACAUGAACAACGUAUUGAAAGGCUUCCCAGAGUGUCUUCAAGCUGACAUUUGUCUUCACCUAAACCGGAACCUUCUGCAUAGCUGCGUGGCCUUCAAGGGUUCCAGCCCGGGUUGUCUGCGAGCCUUGUCCAUGAAAUUUAAAACUACGCAUGCGCCUCCAGGUGACACGCUGAUACAUCCUGGAGAUAUUUUAACCGCCAUUUAUUUUAUAGCGCGUGGCUCCAUAGAGAUUCUGAAUGACGACAUUGUAAUGGCCAUAUUAGGUAGAGAAGAUGUAUUUGGUGAGGAUAUUCGUGAAACUCCUGGGGUGGGAAAGUCGCUGUACUGUGUACGGGCCCUGUCCUAUUGUGACAUCAACAAGAUAGAGAUCCACGACCUCACCGAAAUCAUGCGGACAUACCCGGAAUUUGCCGAGCGCUUCCUAACGACGUUUAACGUCACAUUUAACCUGAAACACGGCACGCUAUUCCAGAGGAAGUCUAAGCACAAAGUAGAUGACGAGACGCUGCGGUUUAUCAGACAGAAGCGGCCAAAACUUCAGUGUAAAGGCCGGGGAGCUAUAUCAGAGGGAAGUGGGUCUCGUAAGAGAUCCGGUCUUGCGCGCACGAACACCGGUGACCGGCGCCGUCUUAGCAAGGACAUAAUCGACUUGAGUGCCAGUGAGGAUGAGGAUGGUGGCAUCCUGGAGCUGUCAGCGACCCGAGCCACGGAUAGCAUUAUAGAGGAGGGGGAGGCGGCCCCGCCACCAGCUGAGAAAAAGAGUGCCAAAGGUGCAGUGGCAACCAAGACGGUUCGUCACACCACGCGAGAAUUGCGCCCCCUCCUGGCCAAACCCGGCCACGCCAUUCCAGGAGGAGACCAUCCAUCACUUCCGGGACUAUCGCCGAUCGCAUCCGUUUCCAGCGGGACGUCUUAUACUCCCAAAAGUUCCUCCAGCACUGGACAGGCGUGGAAGUUUUCCAGCAUCGACCUGCAAAUCCAGCAUCACCAGCCACACGAAAAGCCCAAGGUUGGCUUUAUAUCUGAUAUAGACUGUCGGCUGGAGGCUUUGUCGGACCGCAUGAACGCCUUUGAGAACGACUUGUUUGCUACCGUUGAUGCCAUUUUACACAUUCUGGGACAGAAACCACAGAUUUCUAGAGACGCCUUCGAUCGACACAUGACGCCACCAUCUUUACAAAUCUUCCCGGUCUUAAAGGGAGACAAAUCUGUUCGUCCGAAAGGCGCCAGACUGCUUCGCUCCCCGAGUGACUUGGACAGAGCCUUGCAGAACAUGUAGUUCACGGAUCUGUUUCAUUCAUGUUUGUGUCUGAAUGACAUAAAACUUGACACCAAUGCUAGGUAAAGCCGUUUGAACGAUUGUUAUGGCUAGCAAAUUGCUAAACUGGAGACAUGAGGUUCAACAGGAUGGAUCUGUGACAUUUGAUGAGGAAUUG